This is a messenger RNA of Hibiscus syriacus, 972 nucleotides long. Its product is annotated as aquaporin TIP1-2-like. Gene Ontology annotation, biological process: transmembrane transport. The record is from RefSeq and is a predicted model, not a curated record. Gene Ontology annotation, cellular component: membrane. Gene Ontology annotation, molecular function: channel activity. The coding region runs from base 1 to 972 and encodes 323 amino acids. NCBI's taxonomy places the organism in Eukaryota, Viridiplantae, Streptophyta, Magnoliopsida, Malvales, Malvaceae. The transcript has 3 exons.
AUGGAUUCGAUUAUCUCUAGUCAAUCUGAUCUUAAUCUUCCGACUAGUUCAGCUCAAAAUCACGAGACAACGAACCCGAAAGAAAGGAGAUCUCUAAAAACAAAAUUCUUUGCUUGCAUUGGUGCUCAUGAGUUUUCCUCACCUGAGAUAUGGAAGGCAGCACUGACAGAGUUAGUGGCGACUGCAUGCUUAUUAUUCACAUUAACCGCAUCCAUUUUCGCCUGCUUGGACUCGCACGACGCUAAUCCCAAGCUUCUUGUCCCAGUCGCGGUCUUCGUUAUCGUCUUUCUCUUUCUCAUGGUAACAGUCCCCCUUUCAGGUCAGCACACGAGUCCAGUUUUUACUUUCAUUGCUGCACUCAAGGGAUUCAUAUCUCCUGCACGGGCAUUUACCUAUAUCUCGGCUCAGUGUGUAGGUUCAAUCACAGGGUUUCUCCUACUCAGCAGUGUAAUAAACCACGAGGCAGCCAAAAAGUAUUUCUUUGGAGGCUGCACUAUCGAUGGGGUUAGCCCUGGAACGGCAUUGAUAUUGGAAUUCUUUUGUACUUUUGUGGUGCUUUUUGUUGGUGUGUCAAUAGCGUUCGACAAGAGAAGAAGCAAAGAGCUAGGGUUGUCGAUGGUUUGUGCAGUUGUUGCAGGUGCCAUGGCACUGGAAGUUUUUGUGUCGAUCACUGUGACCGGGAAGGUAGGCUGUGCGGGCGUGGGGCUUAAUCCCGCUAUGUGUUUAGGGCCAUCGUUAUUGCUAGGUGGUUCCUUAUGGGAUGGCCAUUGGAUCUUUUGGAUUGGACCUUGUUUCGCUUGUGUAAUUUAUUAUGGUUUCACCAAGGGUUUACCGAAAGAAGGUCUGGUUUGGGAAGAUGAAGAGCGUGACUUUAUUAGCUUGGUUGCGCCUUCACUUUGUUGUUCGGGCCCUAGAAGUAGAACUCAACCUCAUGGGAAGAUUAAUGGGAAUUGUGAGAGUAUGAAUAACUGA